UUUUUUAAGUGUCGACGUUAAACUGAGCCUUUUGAUUGGACUGACGAGUUGAAGUCAUGUAGGCUGUGAUUGGUCCACAAAGUAGUGGGUGGAGACGUGUGAUAAAUGAACAGUAUCCUGGUUGUUGUACGCGUUAUAGCGCUACUACGGCUCAAUAGCCUGUGAUGUAACAUAUUGUGUUUACACUAUUUUUUUACAUUGACCUUUUUUGCUCACCUGUCUCCUGGAUGGAUGCAGUCCUAUCCACGCUCUUCUACUCGGAAGGAGCGGAGAUCUACACUUUGGACUGCAUGGCUUACUUCAUGCUGUUCAUGGCAGCAUGCACUUCUGUUACACUGCUCUUCGUAAACGUGCCAUACGGGCGGUACACCAGCAGUAAAUAUGGGUUUCCCGUCGAUGCCAGAGUCGCCUGGUUCGUGCAGGAGAUGCCUGCUUUCUUUGUGCCUCUGUGUCUGCUGCUGUGGACCACCACUGCGAAUACCUCAGUCCUGCCCAACCAGAUGCUCAUUGCCAUGUAUUUCUGCCACUAUUUCCAAAGAUCCCUUAUUUAUCCAUUCUUAAUCAAAGGAGGCAAACCAACCCCUUUCGCCUCAUUUGCCCUGGCCUUUGUUUUCUGCAUAUAUAAUGGGUACAUGCAGAUUAGGUACCUGAGCCAUUAUGCUGAAUACCCCGAGUAUUGGGUUACACAUCCAUGCUUCCUCACUGGUUCUGUCCUAUGGUUGGUCGGCUGGCUGAUGAAUGUGCACUCUGACCACAUCCUGAGGAACCUGAGAAAGCCUGGAGAGACUGGCUACAAGAUUCCCACAGGUGGAAUGUUUGAAUACGUGUCUGGAGCCAACUUCUUAGGGGAGAUAACAGAGUGGGUGGGCUUCGCUCUGGCUGGUCACUCUAUCCACAGCUUAGCCUUUGCCAUCUUCACCACAGUGGUCCUCAGCAGCAGGGCUGUGUCCCACCACAAAUGGUACCUCACCAAGUUUGAAAACUACCCCAGAAGCAGAAAGGCCUUGAUUCCCUUUUUAUUCUAGAAAACGCCGGCUCCAUCUGGACAAG
Betta splendens (Siamese fighting fish) is the source of this 1050-nucleotide messenger RNA. RefSeq names its product steroid-5-alpha-reductase, alpha polypeptide 1 (3-oxo-5 alpha-steroid delta 4-dehydrogenase alpha 1) (gene srd5a1). The record is from RefSeq and is a predicted model, not a curated record. Gene Ontology annotation, biological process: steroid biosynthetic process. Gene Ontology annotation, cellular component: membrane. Lineage: Eukaryota; Metazoa; Chordata; Actinopteri; Anabantiformes; Osphronemidae. The coding region runs from base 228 to 1025 and encodes 265 amino acids. Gene Ontology annotation, molecular function: 3-oxo-5-alpha-steroid 4-dehydrogenase activity. The transcript is spliced from 5 exons.